ACGCACUCACAAGUCGCACAGGCAGCGCUGCUCUCCUCAUACCGCUGCCGGACUCUAAGAAACCACUCGGAAAUUAUCCGUUUCCUUUUACGAGGUCGCUGGAUGAUUUAUCUCAAAGUGAAAGCAGAAGGUUCUGGAGCAAUGAUGUCACAGUAAUGUCACAGAGCUGAAGUAGAGGCCGUCAUUGACAAUAUGGAGUCAGCGGAGAGGCUGGUGACCCCGAGAGCUGCAGCAAACCCGGAAACCUCACUGACAACAACACACAGCAAGAUCGGUCAUUUGUUCCAAAUGGUUGGAAAUCAGGGUUUGGGAAUUGCUUCAUUUUCCGGUGCCUUUCCCAUGAUCCAUCACCCAGUCUUCAGUCUGCACUCCUCUUCUCCUGUCCGCUCUGAGUUCGGAGGUCUGGGAACUCUGGGAAUGUCGGCCGCUCUGGCUGCCCGCUCUCAGCUCGGAGCUGUACCAGAUUGGUGGCGUUCUGCAGACGCUCAGGGUCAAGGGUCAGUGGCCUUUUUUCCUCAUCUUCUGGGUCUGCCGGCAUUAUUCAGCGCACCGUUCCUGAACCAGGAGCAAACCAUGCUUCAGUCUCAUGCUGCCAGACGCACUCCUGUGAAAGGGCUGAAUGGCUCAGUCAAUGGAAUGGCGACGAAAUCAAGCUCGGCCUCCUCCACACCCUCUCCAGUCCUCAUCCCUCCAGAUCAAACCAAGAGCCUGAAAACCAGCCCAAAACCAGCACUAAACCAACUAGAGGAGAAAACUAGAUACAAAACAAAAGACGAGAAGCUGUGCAGCAAAGUGCCAGAUGUCUCCAUCAACAGCGACAGCCAAUCAGCAUCCAGCUCUGACAGCUCUAGUGAUGCUCUUAGCAGCUCUGACUCAGACGACCUGGAGGAUGUUGACGAUGACGACGACGAUGAUAAUGAUGAUCAGAGUGAUGAUAGUGUCGACUCGGAAAAGUGCGGAAAAGAUCCGAAAGGUAUCCGAAAGGAGGAAAUGCACAGAGACAGGAAGAAGAACCGGAACACUGUAGGGCAGGAUAAGCUGGACGUCCGGGGUUUGCUUUUGUCUCAGCCGCCAUUGCACAUCCAGGCCUUGAGGUCCACAGAGGAGCCCAGCAAACACACCGGUGUCAUCCAGACCACAGGUCUAGCAGCCAGCGCAAAACCGCUUGCACUAGUCACGCAGCAGCGCAGGGACAGAGAUGCACCGUCCCCUAAAGAUCUUCCCCUGCCCUCUCCAAAACCACCUCUGUCUCUGUCUUCCUCUCCCACACUGCCCUCCUCCAGAUCUGCUCCUUUGAAGACAUGCAAGAAUUACCUCGACAACGUCAGCAAACUCAGACAGUCAUCACUACCUCAGGCCUUUCCUCCACCGCUGAGAGGUGCACAGGAAUCACAGAGCAGCCAGAAACAUCCAUUUAACAAUCCGUUCCUCCCCUCACUUCCUACUGAGAACCACCAUCCCGGCGCGGUGCAGGACGCUCCUCUGGCCCUCAUCACCAAACCUCGCUCCCAGAGCACACGCGCCCCUGAUAAACCACUGCUGGCCGCCACCAGCCCCGCGUUUAACAUUCCCAUCAACCUCACCAGCACGGGUCGCACCUCCACCUCGCCUGGUCUGACUCCCAGAGCAGCCCGAGGGAAGGGCUGUCAAAUAGGGCGGAGGACGCUGAAGAGAGAGAGACCCUCAUUGGUGGAGCACUUCAGGGGGUCGGAGUCUGAGCUCCCCGACAGCAAAGACUCUGAUGACUUGUUAAUGGAGGACGAGGAUGAAAAUGUUGCUUCAAAUGACAGUCUCUCAGACUCUGACAGCAAUUUAGACACUGAUUCUGAUGAUGAUGAUGAUGAUGGUAAAGAUGAAGAGAUGGACACAGAUUUAGAAAUCGACAGAAUGCCACUCAAACUCACCAAAUCCUCAACAUCUGUGCUAGACUCCUCCCACAGCACUAGCCCCGCCCCUCUCAAUCUGCAGGUUCCUAAAACACCUGCCACAACCACACCAGCCACUGUGACCAGCUAUGGGAAUUCAGCCAAUGACAGCUCAGCUUUGUCGUCUUACAGUGUGGCCACACCACCAGGGAAAAGGAGAAGAGUCACAGAUGAAUGUGCACUGCGGAAACCUCUACAAUAUGGAUGGCAGAGAGAAACGCGCAUCACAAACAUGUCUGGGCGUUUGCGGGGAGAGGUGGUGUAUUACGCUCCAUGCGGCAGAAAGCUCAGACAGUAUCCUGAUGUCAUCAAGUAUCUGACCAGUAAUGGGAUAAGCAACAUUACACGUGAUCAUUUUAGCUUCAGUGCUAAAAUCAAGGUUGGUGACUUCUAUGAAGCCAGAGAUGGACCGCAGGGGUUACAGUGGUGCUUACUGAAGGAGGAGGAAGUGGUUCCUCGUAUUCUGGCAAUGGAAGGUCGACGGGGUCGUCUCAAGAAUCUUGACGCUCUGGGUAAUCGUGCCACUGACUCCGCUCGCUCUCGCCGGAAAGCCAGAGCGCCUGACGAGGGUGAAGCCGAUGCUCUCAGCACCUCUGAGGCCAAACUACUGCGCAGACUGGAGGCCCAGGAAAUCGCGCGGCAGGCGGCUCAGAUGAAGCUGAGGCGUAAGCUGGAGAAGCAGGCGCUGGCACAAGCGGCCAAAGAGGCCAGGAGACAGCAAGCAAUCAUGGCAGCAGAAGAGCGGCGGAAACACAAGGAACAAAUGAAGAUUCUGAAACAGCAGGAGAAGUUCAAGAGAAUCCAGCAGGUCCGUUUGGAGAAGGAACUCCGUGCUCGGCAGAUUUUGGAGGCUAAAAGAAAAAAGAGAGAAGAGGUUGCAAAUGCUAAAAUACUAGAAGCUGAAAAACGAAUAAAGGAGAAGGAGCUGCGCAGACAGCAGGCCAUCAUCCUGAAGCACCAGGAGUUGGAGAGACAUAGACUAGAUAUGGAGCGGGAGAGACGUCGGCAGCAUGUGAUGUUGAUGAAGGCGAUAGAGGCCAGGAAGAAAGCUGAGGAGAAAGAGCGACUGAAACAGGAGAAACGAGAUGAGAAACGACUGAACAAGGAGCGCAAACUGGAGCCCAGACGGCUGGAGCUGGAGAUGGCCAAAGAGCUGAACAAACCCAAUGAAGACAUGUGUCUGUCUGACCACAAGCCUCUGCCGGCGCUGUCAAGGAUAGCGGGUCUGCUGUUGCCGGGAGGAUGUUUCUCAGACUGUCUAAUGGUCAUGCAGUUCCUGCGCUGUUUUGGAAAGGUACUGGGGUUUGACCUCAGUGCUGACGUCCCGUCACUUGGCGUGCUGCAGGCAGGGCUGCUGAAUGUGGGCGACAGCAUGGGCUUCAUCCAGGACCUGCUGGUGCGCAUGCUGUCUGCUGCUGUUUGUGACCCAGGACUCCCUGCAGGACACAGGGCUAAGACGGCUCUGGGAGACCAUGUGACUAACCUCGGCCUGAACCGGGACAAUGUGUCCGAGGUGCUGCAGUUCUAUAUGGAAGCUCACUGUGGACAGACUGAACUAGAGCCUCUGGCUGAGAGCUUAAAGACCAAAGCCUUCCAGGCCCACACGCCAUCUCAAAAAGCCUCCAUACUGGCCUUCCUGGUCAAUGAGCUGUCCUGCAGCAAGAGUGUGGUCAGUGAGAUCGACAAAAACAUUGACAAUAUGACUAACCUGCGACGAGAAAAGUGGGUGAUUGAGGGGAACCUGCGGAAGCUGAGAAGCAUCUAUGCUAAGAGGACGGGAAAGCGGGAGAGCAGCGUUGGAGGAGAGGAGGCUCAGUUCGCCGGUGCGUCUGUGAACAGUCGUAAACGCAAGCGCAAAGGAGGAGAGAGUGACGAAGAUGAUGAGGAAGACGAUGACAGCGAUGAACAGGGAGAGGAGGAUGAGGAUGAAGACGAUUUUUGUGGGAAGAAAGGGAAGAAAGCCGAGGCAUGUGAAGAUGAGGACGAAGGUGAUCAAAUCACAAGCACUGAAGAGCUGGAGAGGCAGAUCGAGAAGCUCAGCAAGCAGCAGACUCAGAUCCGUCGGAAGCUCUUCGAGGCCUCUCAUUCCCUGCGCUCCGUGAUGUUCGGUCAGGACCGUUAUAAACGACGCUACUGGGUUCUGCCGCAGUGUGGCGGGAUCUUUGUGGAGGGACUGGAGAGCGGAGAGGGUCCAGAGGAAUUGCAGAGAGAGCGUGAGAGGAUGAAGAACGCUCACCUCGUCCAGGUCAAAGAGGAGCCGACAGAAGAGCCUGAUGAAAAAUGCGGCACCGCUGAGACGAAACCUCCGCAGGAUGUAGAUUCUCUCAACCUCUUCCUGCAGAGCCCGGACUCUUUCUCCAAGCUCAGCAAGCUGUUGGAAGUGGCCAAGAUGUCUUCUGAGGUCUCUUGUCACCAAUACAAUAGCCCAAAACAGCAGACUACGUUACCCAGAAGUCCUAAUCAUGAUGUUAAACCUGAUCUCCACAACACCACCUACCUCACUAACGCCCAGCAGCAGAUCCGUAACGAGCAGCUUUACAAGGUUCUGACAGAGAGAAACACUCACUGGUUCAGUCUGCUGCCUCGCUCUCCAUGUGACGUCUCGUCUCUGACUGAAGGUCCACAUUCAGCUUCAUCUUCCUCACCACAAACCACAGCGGUCUCUGCCGGCCCCUACAGCGCUGCGGGGAUCAAUAACUUUUCAUUAGCAGCACUGCAGAUGAGGUCCGGCGUGCCCAUGAUAGAUCUGCCCUUCUGUGUUUGGUCCAGUGGAAAUUUGAGUCCAGACAUGAUGUUCUCUGGGGUUUCCAUGGCUCAGAUUCUCAGUGGUGUUCACCCAUCCUCAGAGGGCAGUGGAAACCUGAAUGACAGCAAGAGUGAUUCCCCAGAGUCUCCAGCGGAGAAACCCCUCUCCACACCCUCACCUGUGAUCGAGGUGCAUAAAAACCAGGAUUACCCAUCACCUCAACCUAUUCCUGAAGAGAUGUUGACUGGCUGGUGGAAGGUGACGGACAUCGAGGAGUUACGAUCCAUAGAGAAAGCGUGCCAUUCCCGAGGGAUCCGAGAGAAACAGCUGCAGAAACAGCUGCAGAAACACAUGGAUUACAUCGGGCAGGUCUGCAGCAGGAACAGAGAUGUCUCUGUGAUCGACGUCUCUGAGCUGGAGGAGAAUCAGGUCUCUGAGGACACUGUCCAGAGCUGGUGUGUGGAAGAACAGGCCAUGGACAUGGACAUCGGUGUCCUGCAGCAGGUCGAGGAACUGGAGCACAAAGUCUCCUCAUCCAGUCUGCAGGUUAAGGGCUGGAUGCAUCCAGUGCCGCAGUCACAGAGUGAAGACCUGGUGUAUUACGAGCACAAACCUGUCAUGGAGAACUGCGAAGACAGGAGUGACUGUGGCAUCGUGCGUCGAGCAAACAACCCUCUGGAUAUAGCAGUGACGCGUCUGGCAGAGCUGGAGAGGAACAUUGAGCGAAGGUACCUGAAGAGCCCUUUAAGCAGCACCAUUCAGAUCAGACUGGAUAACGUGGGAACGGUCUCAGUACCGGCCCCUGCGCCAUCACCUGAUAAAGCUGAUGGUGACGGGGCUGAGGAAGAUCUGGCUCCAGGAUUGAAACAGUGGCGUAAAGCUCUCGGCGAGGUGCGCAGUGCCAGUCAGCUCUCUCUAUGCAUACAGCAGCUGCACAAGUCCAUCGCCUGGGAGAAAUCCAUCAUGAAAGUGUACUGUCAGAUCUGCUGUAAGGGGGACAACGAGGAGCUGCUGCUGCUGUGUGAUGGAUGUGAUAGAGGCUGCCACACGUACUGCCAUAAACCCAAGAUCACCACCAUACCAGACGGAGACUGGUUCUGCCCGGCCUGCAUAUCCCAGGCGAGCAGUCAGUCCCUGAAGACCAAGAAGCCUUUGGACCGCUCAAGCGGAGGCCUGAAGAAACCUGCUGAGGCCAAACGGCACAAGAAACCAUCUGUGGCCGGAGACUCAGAGGACGAUUCGGGCAGCGCCAACAGCACGCCCAGAAAAGUGUUAAAGGAAAUAAAAAAGAGGAAGACCGAGGAGAAUCCUUCCACUAACCCGGCAAAGCAGGAGAGUCCCAAAACAGCCAGAGACGACAGUAAAGACCUGGCCAUGUGCAGAAUACUCUUGGCUGAGCUGGAAAGCCAUCAGGACGCCGGACCGUUUCUGACACCCGUCAACCCCAAAUCUGUCCCGGGGUACCGCAAGAUCAUCAAGAAACCCAUGGACCUCUCUACUAUCAGAGACAAACUCACCAACAGCCAGUACUUGAAUCUUGAGACUUUUAUCAUUGACGUGAACCUGGUGUUCGAUAACUGUGAGAAAUUCAACGAGGAUAAUUCAGUCAUCGGCCGAGCGGGACACACGAUGAGAUGGUUUUUCCAGAGGAGAUGGACCGAGCUGUUGAGGCAGAACUUCCAGAAACCGGGUCUCAGCACAUGAGAGCAGUACAGAUGCAUUUACACCACGAUUCACACCUGCUUUGCUUUGUUAAAGGACAACUGUGAGAACAUGAACGUUUUCCAAAAUAACCAGUAAAUGUUUGUUUGUUUUGUUUUGUUUUUUAAAUAAACGUUAAUAUUAUAGUGAAUGUACUGUAUUUAAUUAGUUUUUAAUUAUUUAUAACUAAAAAGGUCUUCACUUUCUAUGAAAAAGAGGCAAAACUGCUUUAAAAAUCUCAAUGAAUGUGUUUUCUUUAUCAGAUAUUAAAAAAAAAAUUCUGAGCUCCUAGAGAACAGAAGAUCCAUUAUUGGUUACAUUAUAAAGCUGCAUUUAUGUAAAUGUGUAUGUUUGAAAUCACAAAACACAGUCCAUCGUGACAUAUACAACGACUGUUAAUUUUUAAUAUCGGUUCUGAAUAUUGUAUUCUGUGCACACAAGACUCCAGCAUCGUUUAUGCCUUUUUAAUAGCUGUAUCUUUUCAUGGGUUUUAAUAUGGCACUUUCUGAAAAUAACAGUGCCUUUCAGAAAUCCACAAUUUUUACAACUUCUCAAACCUUCAAUCUAUUCCGAUGCACAAACAUUCAUCCAGUGUUUGCUGGAAUUUUUACACCAUUAUUGCUAUUGCUCAUAUACGAUGCAACAAUAAAACCGAUGGGAAAAAACCUCCAAACCAUGUCUAGAAAUCAGAAAUGGUCUUUUUUGACAUAGCAAACAGUCUUGCAUUGUGGCGGCCAAUUUUGCACGUGCAAAAAAAGUGCUGUUGCAAUAAAGCAAUCUAGUUUACAUGAUAAUUAUUCUAAUGAACUGCAGUGGUUUUUAUGGUACUAAAGUCAGAAUACUUGAAUUCUGCUGUGUGAAGAUAUUGCAAUGAAGGUGUAGCGUUCUGUUUUGUAGGAGUUUUAUUUUUCUCUAGUUUGUGUCG
This is a messenger RNA of Sinocyclocheilus anshuiensis, 7297 nucleotides long. RefSeq names its product bromodomain adjacent to zinc finger domain protein 2B-like. The record is from RefSeq and is a predicted model, not a curated record. Gene Ontology annotation, cellular component: chromatin. The transcript is spliced from 38 exons. Lineage: Eukaryota; Metazoa; Chordata; Actinopteri; Cypriniformes; Cyprinidae. Bases 193 to 6375 code for a protein of 2060 amino acids. Gene Ontology annotation, molecular function: protein binding; DNA binding.